Lutzomyia longipalpis is the source of this 1301-nucleotide messenger RNA. Its product is annotated as peptidoglycan-recognition protein LB-like. The coding region runs from base 385 to 969 and encodes 194 amino acids. Gene Ontology annotation, molecular function: N-acetylmuramoyl-L-alanine amidase activity; peptidoglycan binding; zinc ion binding. Lineage: Eukaryota; Metazoa; Arthropoda; Insecta; Diptera; Psychodidae. The transcript is spliced from 5 exons. The record is from RefSeq and is a predicted model, not a curated record. Gene Ontology annotation, biological process: peptidoglycan catabolic process; innate immune response.
AUGUGGCGCGGAAUUAUCGGGAGAUUUUGUAUUUGUACGCGCACUUCGGAAUUUUUUUGUUACAAGCUCUCACAAAGUUCAACAAAACACUCGGGUGCUUAUUAGCUUGGGUGUUUUGAGUGCCUCUGGUCGAAUGUAUAAAAGUGGAGACACUCCAAAACAGCGCUUUAGUUAGCGCAGUAUUGUGGACUUGAGGACGAUCUUCUGUGCAAAUUUGCCAAACAAUUUGUAUCACACGGUGCUUUAUAAAAAAUAAAUAAAAAAAAGUAAAGAAAACACCGCAAAGAAUUUAAUUAGUGCGCGAUAUGGUGCAGUAGAGCACAUACGUAUAUAUUACAAAAUUAUUGAUAUAUACAAACUAUUAUUUAUUGUAAUUGGUGGAAAAUGCCCGGGACAGAUUUUGCAGCACGAGUGUUGUAUUUUUCAGCGUUGUCGGAUAUUGUUAGCCGAUGUGAUUGGGGUGCAGCACCACCUAAAUUAGUAGAGACAUUCAAUGGUCCAUCGCAAUUUGUAAUCAUUCAUCAUUCCUACAUUCCCGGUGAAUGCCACGAUAGUGCAGAAUGUAUCAAGGCAAUGCAGAGUAUGCAGGACUUUCACCAAAACGACCGCGGAUGGAAUGACAUUGGCUACAGCUUUGCAGUUGGUGGAGAUGGAAAUAUCUACAUGGGACGUGGCUUUUCCGUGAUUGGCGCACAUGCUCCCCGAUACAAUGACAAAAGUGUGGGAAUAUGCUUAAUCGGCGACUGGAGAGAAAAGCUCCCACCUGAGAAGAUGCUCCGGGCAGUUCGUAAACUUAUCCAAUAUGGCGUUGAAGAGGGUCACAUUGAGAGGAAUUACACACUGCUAGGACAUCGUCAGGUACGCGAUACCGAAUGCCCGGGUCAGAGGCUCUUCGACGAAAUCACAACGUGGCCCCAUUUCUCCCCACGCCCAUCGGGACCAAAUGACAACUACAAAGCCUUCAGAUGAUACACGGGACCACGCGAAUAAAAUUCCAUGCCAGAUAAUAUUUUUUUUCUAGUGAGGCAAAGAGAAAUUUUCUGACGCUUUUAGAGACAUUCCUCGCACAAUUUUCCUGAUUUAUUCGUACCGAGAUAAAACGAUGAAUUCCGCGGCUGUCACCAUCACAUAACUCUCGCGUGAUGGAGUGGAGGUUUUCGCACAGAUAGUGAAUUAAAUUAAAAUUAUUCUCUCGCCAUAAAUCAAAUUGACGCGAAAAGUUUACUUUAAAAAAAUUAUACAUAUAGGUAGGUAAUAUUGCUUUCAACUCCGACAAAUGGGAAUUAAAUUUAAUUACAACA